This is a messenger RNA of Neodiprion fabricii, 2061 nucleotides long. RefSeq lists its product as uncharacterized. The record is from RefSeq and is a predicted model, not a curated record. The transcript has a single exon. NCBI's taxonomy places the organism in Eukaryota, Metazoa, Arthropoda, Insecta, Hymenoptera, Diprionidae. The coding region runs from base 1 to 2061 and encodes 686 amino acids.
AUGGAGUACGAAAACCACGAGGAUGACUGGGCGAGGCAGAAUCCAUUUCGGAUCGUCAUGUCAUGGUACUUGAAACGCGCAGGUUCGGUCACCGUACGAAUUUUCAAUGGGAAAGAGUCGGAGUCGAUCCAUUGCUGCUCGGCUAGACUGAUAACCGCGGUGUGUCAAGAAACCGAUACUGCAGUCCUCGUGAGACGCUAUUCAAUUCCGGUAGAAAAUGGGGAUCAAGAAAGGAACAACAGUGGCCUGGACUCAUCAACUUACGCUUGGUCAUGGCCAAGUGGGAACAAAAUUGCCAAUGAAAAUAAUCCUCGCGACGUUACAACGAUCCUCUUGGUACCGGAUGCAAAAACCUUCAACACCUUUCUAGACAAUGCAGGACCAUGGCAGAGGAACGCGUUUGAAUUGACGCUGAUAAUCAUCGUUUCGGAUCCAGACCUGAGUUGCGAAGGAACGUCGGAGAAGAAGGACUGGAAAACAACGCUGAAGAUGAUGCUGCAAAGAAUAUGGACUGAGAAUAAAGUGACAAACGUCUUCUUGACUGCACCGACCUCGGCAUGCAUUAAGGACUAUGUUUUCGCCUGGGAUCCGUUCGCUCUGGGGACCAACAAAACCCUCGGCAGGCUGAAAAGGGUGAAGGUGAACAUGGACGACCCCCAAGUCUACGAAGCGUUGUCUGAGUUUGUUAACACAGCGAAGAACAUGAAUAUGUAUCCCUUGAAGGUGACCAUAUUCCAACGCACGCCUACGGUUCUCCUAACGCCCGAGUUGGACCGCACCGGGGAAAUCCAUGGCCGAUCAGACUUAGACCGAGCCACGGGCUUGGAUAUUAUGGUUUUGAAGACUCUGUCAUUAUGGAUGAACUUCAGCGUCGACGUUUACCCACCGAGCAACGGCGCCGAGUAUGGAUACCAAAUUGGUAAUGGCACUUGGGUCGGCAUGAUUGGCGACGUUGCUUACGGCAGGAUAGACUUUGCCGCGAAUGGGGCAUUCUUGAAGGACUAUGGUGCGAACAAUUUGAUAGAGUUCACAAGUCCAACGAACUGCGAAAGCAUGUGUAUCGUGGUCCCGCGGUCAAAAAUGAUACCCCAGUGGCUGCAAAUCUUUCAAUGUUUCUCGCCCCUCGUGUGGAUCUUGCUGUUUUGCAACGUUUUAGUAUGCGGCAUGAUCAGGUACUGCCUGCACUCUACGCUUCAGGAUGAGAAACGCAGGCCCAGUGGUCUGAUGGAAAUUCUCAUUAUCACUGCAAUGAUAUUUGCCAAUUCUCCAGAAAAAAUGCCCGUCAGUAACUCAGAGCGAAUAUUCGUGGGAGUCUGUCUUCUCUUCAGCAUCAUCAUUGUCGGUACUUUCCAGGGAUCGCUUUACCAGGAAUUCACCAAUCCUAGGUACUACAGAAACUUGAAUACACUAGCGGAGCUCGACCAGUCGGGUCUGCUUAUCGGCACAACGUCUCCAAACUUGGGGGACAUUUUUGGCGAGGAUGACAACUCGCCGACGUUGACACACCUGCGUCAGAAGAUUAAAAUAUUUGCGAAGUCCAAAGUCAGGACCAUCGACAAAGCCGCCUCGGGCAGAAACAUCGCUGCGAUCGAGCGAAGGAACGACUUAAUGCUCAGUACCAAAACCAAGUUUCUCGAUGAACACGGUGAACCGAUUCUCCACGUAGUCAACGAGUGCCCGAGGACUUAUCAUCUCGCCUACAUGGUGCAGCGAGAUGCCUUCUUUCUAAAACGGAUGAACGUCCUUCUUCGCAGGAUGUUUGAUUCUGGCUUAACGACCUACUGGUACAAUUCCACCGUGGAUUCGUUGAUCAUGAAGCACCAUUACGCCAUGGCAAAACGGAUUGAAACUAGAAGCAAGUUGCUGGCUUUCAAGUUCGAGAACUUGCAGAUCUCCUUCAUUACCUUAGGUUGCGGACUACUUCUUUCAACUAUCGUUUUUAUCGGAGAAAGAAUCAAAUUUUUCUACAACAACACUGUAAAAAGAAACGCAGUGAGGAGGAAACACUUUUCAGUGGAACUACAUAGUCGGUCAAAGACCCCACACUUAUGCAACGCCUAA